This is a messenger RNA of Ilex paraguariensis (yerba mate), 2298 nucleotides long. Lineage: Eukaryota; Viridiplantae; Streptophyta; Magnoliopsida; Aquifoliales; Aquifoliaceae. The record is from the annotation of a GenBank genome assembly.
UAGAGGUUAUCACAAUAGGGAAAAGAAAACCAUUUGAGGGCUGGUCUUCAAACUAGCUUCAUUACCCUGAUUAAGCAGGUUUUAGCCCCUUGUGUUUGGUUCUUUUAAAUUGUUAAUCGAUGGAAAUGGGAAGAGAAAGGAAGGUUGCAUUCUGGUUUGUGACAUUUUUCUGCUUCUGGAGCUCUGUAAUUUGUUUGCUCUCUCCCAAAGGUGUUAACUUUGAAGUGCAAGCUUUAAUGGGUAUAAAAGCUUCUCUGGAGGAUCCUCAUGGUGUCCUUGAUAAUUGGGAUGGUGACUCUGUUGAUCCAUGUAGCUGGACUAUGGUCACUUGUUCUGCUGAAAGUCUUGUCAUUGGCCUUGGGACUCCUAGCCAGAACUUAUCUGGUACCCUUUCCCCAAGUAUUGGCAACUUAACAAAUCUGCAGAUUGUGCUUUUACAGAACAACAAGAUAACUGGACCAAUUCCAGCAGAGUUUGGGAGGCUCUUCAAGCUUCACACACUUGAUCUUUCUAAUAACCUCUUCACUGGUGAAAUUCCUUCUUCACUGGGAAAUUUGAAAAGCCUCCAAUACAUGAGGCUCAACAAUAACAGUCUCUCUGGAGAGAUUCCAAUGUCAUUGACCAACAUGACCCAGCUCACUAUUCUGGACUUGUCUUACAAUAACUUGAGUGGUCCUGUACCAAGGUUUACUUCUAAGAGAUUCAAUAUUGUUGGAAACCCUCUCAUAUGCGCAAAAGGGUCUGAGCAGAACUGCAAUGGAAUGACUCUGAUGCCAAUGUCCAUGACCUUGAAUAGUUCACAAACUGAACGGCUUCAAGAGCGACCUAAGAGUCACAAACUCGCCCUUGCCUUUGGUUCAAGCCUCGGGUGCAUCUGUUUGCUCACUGUUGGAUUUGGGAUGUUUCUGUGGCGAAGACAAAGACAUAAGCAGCAAACAUUUUUCGAUGCUAAUGAUAUGCAACAUGAGGAAGUUUCCCUCGGGAAUUUGAAGAGGUUCCAAUUCAGAGAACUCCAGAUUGCGACUGAUAACUUCAGCAGUAAAAACAUUCUGGGAAAAGGUGGUUUUGGACAUGUCUACAAAGGAUAUCUCCAAGAUGGGACUGCCUUGGCUGUGAAGAGACUCCAAGAUGGCAGUGCCAUGGGAGGAGAUAGACAAUUCCAGACAGAAGUUGAGAUGAUCAGCCUAGCAGUGCACCGCAACCUCCUCAGGCUAUACGGGUUUUGUAUGACUGCCACAGAAAGGCUGUUAGUUUAUCCAUAUAUGUCCAAUGGAAGUGUUGCUUCACGUCUCAAAGCAAAACCAGUCUUGGAUUGGUGCACGAGGAAGAGAAUUGCCUUAGGAGCUGCAAGAGGGUUGUUAUACCUCCAUGAGCAGUGUGACCCGAAGAUAAUUCAUAGGGAUGUCAAGGCUGCAAAUAUACUGCUUGAUGAUUACUGUGAGGCAGUGGUGGGAGAUUUUGGCCUAGCAAAGCUUUUGGAUCACCAGGAUUCGCACGUCACAACUGCAGUAAGGGGCACUGUGGGGCAUAUAGCCCCCGAAUACCUCUCAACCGGCCAGUCCUCUGAAAAGACAGAUGUCUUUGGAUUUGGAAUCCUGCUCCUUGAACUGAUCACGGGACAGAGAGCUCUUGAAUUUGGCAAGGCGGCUAACCAGAAAGGAGCAAUGCUCAAUUGGGUGAAGAAAAUUCAUCAAGAGAAGAAGCUUAAUGAGCUUGUUGAUAAGGAUUUGAAAAACAACUUUGAUCAGAUUGAGCUUGAGGAAAUGGUUCAAGUAGCUCUCUUGUGCACCCAAUACCUUCCAGGCCACAGACCUAAGAUGUCUGAAGUUGUGCGAAUGCUUGAAGGCGAUGGACUUGCAGAGAGAUGGGAAGCUUCUCAGAGAGUUGAGUCAGGCAAGUAUAGAUCAGAGCUGUCCUUCUCGCAUCGAUACUCCGACCUUACAGAUGAUUCUUCACUACUUGUACAAGCCAUAGAGCUAUCUGGCCCAAGGUGAAUUAUUUAUAUUCUUUUAGAACUUAAUAUAAAUUUAAAAUUUUGAAAGGAGAAGUUUGUAGUUACACAUCCACCUGCAAAAGUCUAAAGGCCAUUUAAAUUUUUAGUUUGUAUAAUUGUAAUACAUCAGAGCUUCAAAGGGGCUUUGAUGUUAUUUGCUUAAUGUACAGAAUCAACUCAAAUUCUGUCUUCUGAAUGAAGAAUGAAUCUUCAUGAGGAAGUCCACUAGAAAUUGUAAGCUUUCGAGAGAGAUGUUAUUUAUGAAGUUAUAAUCACCAUUUGUGUGUUAUAUCCAUGUCUCACUG